UUUAAAAGAGACUGAGGCAGUGAACCUGUGAUGCUACUGUGAGGCAGCCCUUCAGCUAAAGCUAAUUACUUAUCCAGCCACCUAAAGAUUACAAGAGCACCUUGAGGUAAGACAAGGGAGAUGAGGAGGACGGCAAUGAAAAGACUUUGGCUGUUCAUUUUCAGUGCAAUUCUGGUGACUGCUCAUGGCCUCACUGUGGAAGCACCUGCCAAGGAAAUACAGGUGGCACGAGGGAACAACGUUACUCUCCGCUGUCAUUUUAAAACUAAGGCUUCCAUUACCUCAGGAGAUUUUGUUGUCUGGAAGAAAAUCAAUAGUGCGGAUGAUGCUGUCACUAGGUAUUUUGAUGGACUUGUACAGUAUGGCAAGGGCUAUGAAAACCGUAUACAGUUUAGUGGUGAUGUAGACAAAGGGGACAUCAGUAUCACCAUCAAUGCAGUGACUAUGGAAGACAAUGGGACAUACGUAUGCAACGUUCGUCUAAGGAAUGACCCACCCCGGCAGACUGCAACCUUGGCUCUUUUCGUCCUUGUUGCACCAUCCAAGCCAGAAUGCAGGAUUUUGGGGACAGCAGAAUAUGGACAGACAAUCAAUCUGACCUGCAUUUCUCAUGAGGGCUCCCCAAAGCCCAGAUAUACCUGGCAAAGCUUCAAUGUACAAAAUGAGCCCCGUGUACUACAAACAACAGAAGGGGAACAAAUAACUCUGAAGAACAUCUCUGCGGAUACCUCUGGCUUUUACAUCUGCACUUCAACAAACAUUGUGGGAAAGGAAUUUUGCAACAUGACAGUCAGCGUUGUGCCACCAUCCAUGAACAUAGCUCUUUACGCUGGCAUCAUUGGUGGAGCUGUUGCUGCAAUUAUAGUUAUUGGUAUUUUAGCCUAUUGCUGCUGCUGUCGGGCAGACAAGGACAAGGACUAUGAGAUGACGGAGAGAGAAGAUAGAAAUGAACCCUCCAAGGAGAUGCCUACAGGGCAUCAGAGAGCAGAGGAUGAUGUUGAAGAUGAAUGAAGCAGCAGGAGGCAAUGCCAUCUUCAGGAUUUGCUGCGGCACAGACACCACUGUAGAAAAGAAAUCAAUCCCUCUUUCUUACAGCAAGAAGGUUUUUUUUGAAUAAUAAAAUGAGAGAUAAUGGCUCUGCCUUCAAGUUCUGGGUGAGAAUAUCCUUGUCUCCCUGGAAAGAAGUGCCACACAUAACAACGAGUACUAAUAUAUAACCUCACAGCAGAAAAACGCAUGCGAAGCACUGUUUCACCCAGUCAUCCAAAAAUAAGCCGUUUUCUAGACUUCCCACUUUCUGAAAAAAGCAGCCAGUCAGGUCUAUUUGGAGAACAGAGUUGCUGCUGUAUCCCCAGAUCUACAGAAGGUUUGAAGGUCACCAAACGCAAGUCAUCAAGGAAGGGUAGUCUUGUCCACAGUGUUAUGCAAAUAUCAGCUUACAGCAUUGCCUGGUAUAGAAACGAUUUUAUGCAGACUGAAGCAAGCUGAUUUUUAAGGACAUUUUAUUAAACGUGUUCUUUGUAUGUAUUAUACAUGCGCAUAUAAAUAAAAAUAUGGAAAAAAUUAA
Aquila chrysaetos chrysaetos is the source of this 1567-nucleotide messenger RNA. RefSeq names its product glycoprotein A33 (gene GPA33). NCBI's taxonomy places the organism in Eukaryota, Metazoa, Chordata, Aves, Accipitriformes, Accipitridae. Bases 121 to 1011 code for a protein of 296 amino acids. The record is from RefSeq and is a predicted model, not a curated record. Gene Ontology annotation, cellular component: plasma membrane. The transcript is spliced from 7 exons.